GCCAUAACUUGAACUUAUCUUUGGAAACCGGAAGCGGACAACGCGCUGUUUUAUUGUGAAAGUGCAGGCGGAAGCUGUGGUUGCAGUGGAGCGCAGGGUUUUCCUGGGGUUGUGGGUCAAAAAUGCGGCUCUGACCCGGUUCGGCCCGGUGUUCGGGGAGGAUGGAGGCGUUCAGCAAGCUAACCAGCAUGCUGCUGAACGCGCUGGAGACGAGGGAACCCACCGCGGAUCUGCUGGACUCAUUUGUGGAUCAUUGGAAGUCGGUGACUAAUUAUUACAUUGAAACAACAGAUGAUAACCGACCCGUGGGACAGACGGACAUCCCUUGGCGUCUAAGACAGAUGUUGGAUAUCUUGGUUUAUGAGGAGAAACAGCAAGCGGUGGAGGACAUGGGGCCUUGUUUGGAGUAUCUGCUGCAGCACAAACUGCUAGAGACUCUGAGCACAUUGGCCAAGGCUCAGUAUCCUCCUGGGAUGCUGCAGCAGGUGCUGAUCUUCUUCUCAAAGCUGCUCUCUCAGAUGCAGAAGCCUCUUCUGCAGCUGCUGAACGUCUACAGACCUGUGCAGAAGCUGAUCCGCCUCUGUGCGCUUCCUGGUUCCCUCACCCUGAAGGAGGAGGCACACUUCCUAUUUGCUGUUUGCUCCGCAGUCAGAAAGGAUCUGCUCGCGCUCAGAUACAUUUUAGAGCCUCUGGACCAACAGCCGGCCUCCAGCCAGCCACAGCUCAGCCCGCCGGCGUCCGAUCCCAACCCGACGCCGCUCUGCACCCAGUCAGCAGAGUUCAGCCCUGUCCCAUCAGCUGCAUGCCAGUCCAGCCCUGUGCUUCCAGAGAGCGGUCUUAUCUGGGCUCUGGUGCAGCUGACCAACAGUCAGAGAGCGUCGGUGCGCCUGAAGGCCAGUGAGAGCCUCCUGCUGCUGUCCUCUCUGCCAGCUGGGCCCUCCGCCGACCUGCUUAGCGCUCACUCUCAGCUGGCAGAGCUGCUGGCCGGGAAGCUGCAGGAACUUUACGUCCUGCUGCCCGCAGACACGCUGGAUGCUGCAGCGCUGCAGAGCUGGCCUCACACAGCCUGGAGGGCAGACAGCAAAUCCGAGUGUGCAGACAGCCUGAGCAGUUUCUUCAUGUGGCUGGACUUCCUGGAUCAGCUCACCUCAGAAGCUCCACAGGUGUUGGCAGUGAAGGUGGCUCAGUGUUUUCAUCAGGUGUGGCUUCUGAGUUCUCUUCAUCCUCAGCUGAUUCACACGUGUGAGCAGGUGAUCUUGGGCUCCACUGCCGUCCUCUGUGCCGUCGUCAGACUGCUUACAUCCUGGCCUCUGUUGGAUCAGUUGGUCCACUUCCUGCUAAAGACCCCGUCUCUAAUGCCACUGGUGCUGCAGCGCUGCGACCACAUCUCUGAUCAGAUUAGCAUGAUGUCUCUGUGUUUGGUGGAAGAACUCCUACAGAAGCCCCACAGGGACAUUCUGGAUGUUCUGGUGUUGAGUUUUCUUCAGAGUCGUUCCUACCUGUUGGCGGGUCAGGAGGAACGGCCCGUAGAAAGCAGCCAGAGCAGUGAGGACAGCCAAGACCUGGAGGAGGACCCCUUCUUCUCUGACAGCUUUUCAGACACACAGCUCCUCCCUCCUCCUCUUCCUCAUCCUCCUGCUGGACUGGGAUCCACUGCAGACAUUGUUAACAGUUUCCUGUGUCUGGUUCCUGUCCAGGUCCGAUCGUCUCAGCUGCUGCAAGAGGGAGGCUACGAGUCGUACGUCCACGACGCACACACACUGGUGACCCAGUGUCAGACUCUGUCCCUGUCCUGGGACUGGCCACAAGGUCUCCCCUGUCCUUCAGAAGAGGAGGCCCACUUCUUGGAAGGCCCACUGCUGAAAGUUCUGUUGGACCGUCUGGGACGCGUUCUGGAGCAGCCAUAUGAGCUGAACCUGCAGCUGACGGCGGUUCUGUCCAGACUGUCAGCCUACAGCCAUCCUCUGCUGCAGGAAUACCUGCUGGACCCGUACAUCCCCCUGUCUCCCUGCUCCAGGUCGCUGUUCUCUGUCCUCAUCAGGGUGAUGGGUGAGUUGAUGCAGAGGAUCCAGCAGAUUCCAGACCUGCCAGACAGACUGUUGAACACCAGGAGAGACCUGCUGGGAAUGAGCCACAACAAUGGACAGGAACACCUGACGUUGCUUAAAGGGAUCAUUGUCCUGGAAGAGUUCUGCAAGGAGCUUGCUGCCAUUGCCUUUGUCAAGCUCCCCAUGGAGAAGGAUUUACCUGGAUCUCCUGGAUCUGGCUUGGAUCCACCUCAUGGAGAUGCUUUUCCAGAUACUCCCUGAUCACGUGCUAGGAGGUUCAUCUCCAUCCUGAUGGUAUGACAACUCUGGUGGGUUUCUGGUUCUCUCACUCCUGCUGGUUCCUGCUCCAUCACACCUGAUUUAGUGGAUGAUCUCAUCAAGACGCAUCUAAAUCCUGGAACUGUUGUUCUUCUGAACUCAAAGCCUUCGUUUGCUUCUUAAAGCUCUUAUAGAAUGACCACAAUGAGGAUCAACAGCAGAGAAGGUCCAAUGUGACCUCCAGUUCAACUCUGACCUCAAACUGCUUUGAACUCAUUUGUCUUUUUCAAGCCUUCCAGACUGACAGAUGAAGGCUGAGAGAUGACAGCAACCAGAUCAGUCCUCAGAGCAGAGGCCACUUCUUAAAUGUCCAUUUUUUAAAGAGAUGAUCAAAUAUUUAAGCACAGAACUCCGACUAGAACUCGAGUCCCGCUGGAACCUGGGUGGACCCUGAUUCUGUUCCUGCUGUUCUGUACUGCCACCAUCUGGUAAAACAAUGUUUUAGCUGUUCAGAAUAUUUAUUUAAAAUAUGUGAAUUUUACAUGUGAUGUGAGAGGUGUUUGAGGAGCUUAAUCAAUGGCAUGUUGUGUUGAUGUUUGUCAUGUUCACCGGCUCUCGCAGAUCUGGUGAGCUCAGGUAUGUGGACAUGCAGCUCUGGGUGUGGGAGAUGGUGUGAGAUGUUUCUUUACAACAUUUAUCAACAAUUAAACCAAGACAAAGAUCUGUUAUUUGAUGUGAUGUUUAUGAAGUGUGCAGGCCUGAGGGAACAUCUAAAGACAUUUAUGUUCCACAAAGCUUCAUCUUCAAGACUCCUGAUUGGCUUCCAAUGCUCAGUAAGUCAACUGUGGCUGCAGCGCCCCCUGAUCUCAGUGAGGGAACUGCAGCCUCUGAUAUAAAGAUGCUGCAGUUUAAAGUCCCACACCGACUAUAGCUUUUCUUUAGUCAAACAGAUUCCAGUGAACUUUUUUAUUAUGAUUAUGUGGGUUUUAGCCUAAUUAGAAAAGCCUGUGUUGUUUUUUAGGGUUAGAAGGAAAACGCUGUGGGCACGACUGUUAGUGCAGAAGUAACCCAACAUUGAUAUCCCAGCAUGCUUUUGUUUCCACUCCCUGUUAGCUUACAGCCCCUUACAACCCCAAGCUAACAUGAGUGUAGCAAAAAACAGCGAGCAAUAUCUGAGCUAUCCAGUCGUACAGUUUAGAUCAGGGGUGUCAAACAUACGGCCCGUGGGCCGCAUCCAGCCUGCCAGAUGGUUCAAUCUGGCCCGAUUAUGAAGAAAAAAAAAAGAAUUUUCAAAAAAAUAAGCAAGUUUCUAGCCCACUCCUGUGGCGAGUUACGGUUCUUUAAAGAAAUGACCGCAAUGCGCAAUUCCACCACUAGGGGAGCAAUGGAAACUCAAAAAAUCCAGAAAUAACACGAUGAAGGAAAACCAUGCCAAGUUUUGGGAGAGAAAUGAAGGUUAACGCCAAAAUGUUUGCAAGUUUAACCCUCUGGAACCUAGGGCCUAAAACUUUCCUUUUUAACUUUUGAAUGUACCUCUGUAUUUUCAAUUUAACAUGCUUAUUUGGUGUCAUUUUAAUCAGCACAACCUCUCCUAUGUGACACUGUCUUUAUUUAGUAAUUUCUCCAUGUUGCAUUCACACAUCAGACAUAAAAUCAUGUAAAAACAGAAAAUUCCAUCUGGAAAAAUUGGAUUCAUUUUGCUGUGAAACCCUUAAAAAAUGUUUAACAAACUGUUUUUACAACAUAGAAUGAAAGUUUUAGGUGUCAUUUCAUAAAAAACACAAGAAUUAAUUUAGUCAACAAACUAUUUUUGAAUAAAAAUAUAAAAAGAAUUCCAGAUGAAAUUCACAAAUUCCCUAUUUGGGCCACAUAUAUGAACAUUUGUGUUGGUAGAGGAACAUCACGACCUCUCAGCUCCAUGAUGUGACCUUUCAUAUGUUCUCAUACAGACAGUAAUAAUACUUCAGUCUGUCUGUGUAUCUUCAGCUUCCAAGCAGCCCAAAAAAAAGAAGAAUUUCUCUCCUAAGAACACUGCUGUCCAUUUGACAUUUUUCCUUCUAUUUUUUUUCUCUUUUCUUUUACUUUUUUUCCUCAUAAACUUUCCUUGUUGUGUUUGUGAGGAAUACUAAAAAGUUUUAGGGAGAAGUUUGAUCCAACUGGACUUCAGGUCGGCUCGGCUGGAAUCUGCUCUCAGGUGGGGGUGUGUCUGUCCACUCUGUUGCUUGCCUCUCUUAACAACGACGGGUGGGACUUUCGCGGAGAAACACUGAGUUUCUGAGAUUUUUUGACAAAGCCGGUGGUUGCUGUUGUAGUUAAUUCAUGUUGGACCUUAUGACAUAAAUAAAAUUAUGAUCAGUUUCCUCCUUCUGGGAUUUCUGAUAGUGGACAGAUCCGUUCCGCUCUGCCUCCACCGUGGGUAUGCUGCCCAGCGGCGAGUAGGACUUUUUUUUUUUGACAAUGCCGGUUGUUGCUGUUGUAGUAAACUCAUUUCAGACCCUUUCCCAAAGCAAAAUUAAGAUCGCUUUCCUCCUUUUAGGGGUUUCUAAUAGCGAACAGCUCUGUUUUGCUCCGCCCCCACCGCAGGGGAACUGACAUGCAUUGCAGCCGUCUGAUCAAAGUUUAACGUUCAAAAUCAAAGUUGGUUUUGGCCCAAAAUCUACAAAUAAAGGCCAUAUUCUGCCUUUAAUUCAAUACAAUAUCAGUUACAGAACAUAAAAAAAGUUUAUGUAAAAUAAAAGUUUGAAACAUUAAUUUUAGAUGGCGUUUUAUCACGUUGAUCUCACAGCUGCACAGCAGGAUGCAUGAGGGCAUUUGUCGGUUCCAGAGGGUUAAUUUAGUUAUUUAGUUUAGUUUUUCAUUAACACAUUUACAUUUUAGACAGGGUAUUUAUUUGCUUUAAUGUCAGAUAUAAAACAUUCAGUCUGUAUAAAAUUCAAAAAAACUUUUUUUUUUUUAAAAUGAAAUCCAUUUAAUUUGAAAUGCACUGGACCAUGGACGUUCAUGAAUCUAUUUGUCUUCAGGUGGAUGAAUCAGAAUAGAGCAGAGCAGGGAGCUCUGUGACCCAUCCAGCGUAUUUUCUACAUCACAAAUAUGAUCUUUUUCAAAUGUAAUUUUCUGCCGAGAUUACUAAUCACAAUGCAGAAGGGCUUCACUACAAGUAAAACCACACACUGAAGAACAGCUGGAGAAAUUACAUCUAAAACUACUGUUUUGUAAAGUUGCCUCUGAAAAGCCCAGGAUUAAAGGAUUUAAAACUAAUAAAUUAUUGGCAUAUUAAAAUACAAUAACAGUCAAGUAAAAAUGUAGUAGUAUACAAAUAUAGUGGUGGAUGGAUUUGAUGUUAAAUGAGAAGAAUUCUUUGAUCCUUUUCCGCUCAUUCAGGACCGGGUCAGCAGUCUAAGCAAAGUUACCCAGACUACCUUCUCCUCGCCCACUUCCUCCAGCUCCUCUGGGGGGGACUGUGAGACAUUUCCAGGUCAGCAGUGAUGUUUAUGCUUUGUCAACUAUUGAAGAUAAUCUGGAAGAUGACAAAAAAAACUAAACAAAAA
Oryzias melastigma (Indian medaka) is the source of this 5854-nucleotide messenger RNA. It is a transcript of the gene fhip2b, whose product is annotated as family with sequence similarity 160 member B2. The transcript is spliced from 18 exons. The coding region runs from base 162 to 2309 and encodes 715 amino acids. The record is from RefSeq and is a predicted model, not a curated record. Lineage: Eukaryota; Metazoa; Chordata; Actinopteri; Beloniformes; Adrianichthyidae.